Molecule: messenger RNA, 1133 nt
Organism: Trematosphaeria pertusa
Lineage: Eukaryota; Fungi; Ascomycota; Dothideomycetes; Pleosporales; Trematosphaeriaceae
Product: carbohydrate-binding module family 1 protein
Exons: 2
Coding region: 141-1067 (308 amino acids)
Biological process (GO): carbohydrate metabolic process
Cellular component (GO): extracellular region
Molecular function (GO): cellulose binding
Source: RefSeq, a predicted model, not a curated record
UUGCCUCUCGUUUGUCCUCUACGGGAAGGCCGUAGCAGAUUCUCUUCAACCUCAUGGCUAUAUAAACGCCAUACUCCUAUCUCCAAGAUGGACCGGCCUGCCCCAAGUCGCCCUCUCGCUUCUAAUUUUAAGUCCCCACCAUGAAGGUCUCGUCUCUUCUCUCCACCGCGGUUCUCGCCACCAGCGUUUCCGCACAUACCAUCUUCCAGAAGGUUUCAGUCAAUGGCGCCGAUCAAGGACAAUUGAAGGGCGUUCGAGCUCCCGACUCGGAUUACCCGAUCCAGAACGUGAACGAUGCGAGCUUUGCUUGCAACAAGGACCUCCGACAUAAAGACAGCACCGUCAUCUCUAUCCCGGCUGGCGCGAAGGUUGGCUCUUGGUGGGGUCAUGUUAUCGGCGGUGCUCAGUCCGCGGGAGAUCCUGAUCAUCCAAUUGCAAAAAGUCACAAAGGACCUAUCAUUUACUAUCUUGCCAAGGUCAGCGACGCCGCUUCGGCCGGCACAACCGGGCUACAGUGGUUUAAGGUUGCCCACGAAGGCUUAAGCAACGGUAAAUGGGCCGUCGACAACAUGAUUUCGAAUGGCGGCUGGCACUACUUCACGAUGCCCAGCUGUGUCGCGCCCGGGGAUUACCUUAUGCGAGCCGAACUCAUUGCCCUACAUGGUGCUCAGACGUCGGGAGGGGCCCAAUUCUAUAUGGAAUGUGCGCAGAUCCGUGUCACCGGCUCCGGGACGAACACUGGAAGCAACUUGGUCAGCUUCCCUGGAGCGUACCGAGCGAACGACCUCGGGAUCCAAGUUAACAUCUACGAUAAUACGGGUUCGCCGUAUAUGGGUGGCAAGCAGUAUCAGAUUCCCGGGCCGGCGCCGCUUACUUGCUCGGGUGGGAAUGGCGGUGGAAGCACUGACACGACAAAUCCAGCUCCUGUUACUAACCCUCCGGUUGAUCAGGCGGGACAGACGUUGUGGGGUCAGUGCGGUGGAUUGACGUGGACGGGGCCGACGACAUGCGCUUCUGGAACUUGCAAAGUUAGUAGCGAGCACUACAGCCAGUGCGUACCGUCGUAGAGAGGUUUUCAUUUCGCUGCAUCAUAGCGGUAUGAUUUGGCGGAGGUGGAAGCGGGAUCCCAACAU